UGCCGAUAUCAUCCAUGCCAUGGAGGAAGCUCUUGUUUCCACAAUCUUGUUUUUCUUUUCUUAAGGUGGUAGAGGGAUUCAUGUACUACCAUGAUCCUGGGGAGCUCGGUUGUCUCCAUUUGAUGCUACAAGACAAAAUGAAAAAGGAUCCUUCACUCAGGACAACUGGGCUCAGAAACUGGUCCUAACAUUGUUCUGGAGCAAGCACUGGGCUGAAACUGGGUGACAAAUCUGAAGAAAAACUAAUGAAAAAACCUGGAGAACUAUAGAUCAGUAAGAAUAAAAGUAAAGCCGGCUGCUUUGAUGCAGAAUACUUAGCAUUUAUUACAUUUUACACCUCAUGUAAGUUUGUUUUAUAGUUAAAUCCAUCUUUAAUCCAUGCUACGUCGAUCUCCUGGUUCUGUCAUGAAUGAAUGAUGCACGGUGGUGUUGUGAAACUAGUUGACAGCCCGGUAAAUCGAGCGUUAAUUUGGACCAGCCUGAGCUCCAUCUGUGGAGAUAACGGAGCAGACCGUGGAGCUGGCGGCUGCAGAAACCGUCCCCCCCGCGCUCCUUCACGGUCAUCACGUCACCCUCUCUCUCGUGCUCCCCCGGAGACCACGGAGGCUCGAGGGGUAGAGUUACAAGAGAGGGAGGGGGUGGAGAGACCUAGAGGAGGAGAGAGAGGGAGGUGAAGCAGCUGAAGCUACAGCUAACUAGCCAUGUUGCUGUCCCCGCCGCUGCUGCUGCUGCUGCUGCUGGUGUGUGACUGCUAGCGGGCCGCCCUGGACUCCCUAACCGCCCUGAGGUGCAUCAUGCCCGGCUGGAAGAAGAAUAUUCCGGCCUGUCUCCAACCGGACCAGGAAGGAGAUGAUGGGCCGUACACGAAACAUUCGGCCGGGUCCCGACCUCCAGAUGGAGCGCUAGCCAUCAGGAGGCAGAGUAUACCAGACGAGUUUCGGGGCUGCACGGUGGUGGAGCUGAUGAAGAAGGAGGGAACGACGCUCGGACUCACCGUGUCAGGAGGAAUCGACAAAGACGGGAAGCCUCGGGUUUCAAACCUGCGACAGGGAGGGAUCGCUGCCAGGAGCGACCAGCUGAACGUAGGUGACUACAUCCGCUCGGUUAACGGCAUCAACCUGGCCAAGUUCAGACACGACGAGAUCAUCAGCUUGCUGAAGAACGUUGGGGAGCGAGUGGUGCUGGAGGUCGAGUACGAGUUGCCGCCUGUCUCCGUGCAGGGGUCAGGGGUCAUUUUUAAGAACGUGGAAGUGACGCUUCACAAAGAAGGAAACAGCUUCGGCUUUGUCAUCAGAGGUGGAACACAUGAGGACAGGAACAAGACACGCCCCAUCGUCAUAACAACCAUCAGACCGGGCGGACCAUCCGAAAGAGAAGGAACCAUCAAACCAGGUGAUCGGUUGCUAAGCAUCGAUGGGAUUCGUCUCCAUGGCAGCACGUUGUCGGAGGCCAUGAGCAUCCUGAAGCAGUGCGGCCAGGAGGCCACGUUGCUAAUUGAGUACGACGUAUCUGUGAUGGACUCCGUUGCCACGGCGUCUGGGCCACUGCUGGUUGAGGUUGCGAAGGCGGCAGGAUCCAGCCUGGGUGUGGCUCUGUCCACCGCCAUGUUCUGCAACAAGCAGGUCAUCGUCAUCGACAAGGUCAAACCAGCCAGUAUAGCAGACCGGUGUGGAGCUCUUCAUUCAGGGGAUCACAUCCUGUCUGUUGAUGGGAAGUCGAUGGAGUUUUGUUCUCUGGCUGAAGCCACUCAGCUGCUCUCUGCUUCCUGUCAAACCGUCCGAAUGGAGAUUCUGCCACAACACCAGGCUCGACCUGCCCUGAACGCACCGCAGCACGUCAAGGUGCAGCGUAGUCCCCGCCCCCUUCCCUGGGAAACUGGAGGCUCCGCCCCCAUCCUCCCUCCCUACCACUACAACACCUACCACCCCGACCAAUCAGGCGCCAGAUCCCACAACCGCCACGCAAACAACCCUCCUCUUAGCCACUCAUUCUCUCCCGGAUCCAUGUCGGCCUACAGUCUCUCUUCCCUCAACAUGAGCACACUGCCCAGGAACAUGUAUCCCACGAGUCCGCGCAGCACGAUGAUGAGGAGGAAGGCCAAAAAGAAGGACUUCAAAAGUUCCUUGUCCCUGGCAUCCAGCACAGUCGGCCUCGCUGGUCAGGUGGUCCACACAGAAACUACAGAGGUGACGUUGCUAGGUGACGGCAUCAUGGGGUUUGGCCUGCAGCUUCAAGGUGGAGUCUUCGCCACAGAAACUCUGUCAUCACCGCCGCUCAUCGCCUACAUCGACCCAGACAGCCCUGCUGAGAGGUGUGGCAUCCUGCAAAUCGGUGACAGGAUCCUGUUGAUUAACGGCGUCCCGACUGAAGACUCGACCUUGGAGGAAACCAACCAGCUGCUCAGAGACUCGUCCAUCACGGCACAGCUCACGCUGGAGAUCGAGUUCGAUGUGGCAGAGUCCGUCAUCCCCAGUUCAGGGACGUUCCACGUGAAGCUCCCAAAGAAACCAGGAGUGGAGCUGGGAAUCACCAUCAGCUCUCCAUCCAACAGGAAACCAGGCGACCCUCUGAUCAUCUCUGACAUCAAGAAAGGCAGCGUUGCUCACAGGACAGGAACGUUGGAGCUUGGAGACAAGCUGCUGGCCAUCGAUAAUAUCAGGGUGGAGAACUGCUCCAUGGAGGAGGCCGUUCAGAUCCUCCAGCAGUGCGAGGAACUCGUCAAACUGAAAAUCCGCAAAGACGAAGACAACUCGGAUGAGCAGGAAGUAUCUGGCAGCAUCAUCUACACGGUGGAGCUGCAGAGGUAUGGAGGCCCAUUAGGAAUUACCAUCUCAGGCACCGAGGAGCCCUUCGACCCCAUCAUCAUCUCCUCGCUCAGCAAAGGAGGCCUGGCUGAGAGGACGGGGGCGAUCCAUGUGGGCGACCGUAUCCUGGCGAUCAACAGCAGCAGCCUGAAGGGGAAACCUCUGAGUGAAGCCAUCAGUCUGCUGCAGCAGGCGGGAGAGACGGUCACUCUGAAGAUCAAGAAGCAGGGAGAGCUGUCAAGCCCAAAGUCUUGCGUGAUUGGACCAGGGCUGGGGGUGGGGAUUAGUCUGGAGAGCCAGGAUGGGGAGGAAGAGCCUAUCAUUACUGUGGUGCCUCCAUCCAAUCAGAGAGUGUUCAGCACGCUGCCGUCUGUGGACAGUGCCGUGGACUCCUGGGAUGGAUCCAACAUGGACAGCAGCUUCACCACCACUGCUCCACCUUUUCAGUCAUCCCCAUACAGCUUCCAUGAGUGGCGCGGUGUGAAGACGAACAGCCAAUCAUCCGCUCGGCAGAGAGCCAAUCCGCUAUCAGAUCUGGGCCUGAGUGACGAUGACUGGGACCGCCCGCCACUCGGAGGGUUCACUGUGGGUCACGAUGGGACUGAACCGGACCAGGAGGAGAACUUCUGGUCUCAGGCACUGGAGGAUUUAGAGACGUGUGGUCAAAGCGGCAUCCUCCGAGAGCUUGAGGCAACCAUCAUGUCAGGCUCCACUCUCAGUCUGAACCAUGACCCCACCCCUCUGCGCAGCACCCUCGGGCGUCAGUCAAGCUUCCAGGAGCGCAAUAGUUGCAAACCACAGGUAAACCCUCGCUCCAACACCUUGCCCUCUGACCCUCAGCGCAGAGCCUUUGCGAUGAAAAAGAUGAGGCAAGAAGUGAACGACAUCCUAAAUCAGAACCCUGUGGAACUCCACAAGCUCACUUUGGAGAAGGUCUCAGACCUGGAGGAUUUUGGAUUCAGUGUUUCUGACGGAUUGUUGGAUCGUGGAGUUUACGUAAAUAACAUUCGACCUGGUGGCCCAGCCGAACGGGGCGGCCUCUAUGCCUAUGACCGAAUACUACAGAUCAACCACGUCCGGACCAGGGACUUUGAUUGCUGCCUCGUCGUUCCUCUCAUCGCAGAGUCUCCAAACCGGUUGGAACUGGUCAUUAGCCGAAACCCCACCUCUUCCUCCACCUCCGCCCCACUGGCCAACCAUAAUGACGGCAUCACCAACAGCAGGCACUCCCCUCAGCCAAUCAGCGGUGAGAUUGGACCAUCAGAGAUUUCUGUCGAACAGGUAGAAGACUGUGGUCCGAUCAAGUGGAACCAACCAGGGGACGUGUUUGGGGUUGGGCAGGUCACUAAUAAUUCCUUAUAGCAGACAAGAACUGGAUCAAUCUGGAAUCAGCUGCUUAUGAGCAGAGUGGACCAGAGAGGUCAGUGGGGAAGCUGGUAAUAUAUUGAAAAAUCAAACUGUUGAAAUCAAACUGGUUUGUUAAAAUGGUUCAAAGUGGACCUCUCGUGGUGCUACACACACCUUCUGGAUGGACGUUGGCCUUUGACCACUUAAGUUUGACCUUUGGAACUGCUAAAGCAGCCUAAAAGCACACUACUGGACUGGAAAAACCUCCUCACACCUUCAUCUGAACCAGUUGUAGAUACUGGGUCAACUGGAGCUGAAUUUACAACAACUGAUCCCACUGGAAUCCCAGCUGGAGCUUCUGGAAUAAGUGGUUCCUUAAGCCCAUAGCCAGUGCUACUGGUUCUGCCUGCUGAAGCCACAAACACAGCCAACUGCAUUAUUAGGAUUCAGGCUUAGAACAAACUCUUAAGGUCCGAUUGAAGCCAGCACCACAUUUGAUGGUUUUAUUCUCCUGGGUUCUUGCUUCUAGAAGCUUAGCUUGGGACCUAUUGUCCUACUGGAACCAGAGCUGUUGCUUGUGGCCUGACUGUUGAAAAGUCUGUUGGUUCUGGUCUUGGUGGUAGAAAAAUCACAUUUCUUUUCCAUUAAAGUCAGAACCACAACCAGUGGUCUUACCUGGUCUAAGACAUGAUUCUGGUUCUUGGUAUCAGGGUUACAGAGCCACGGCAACUGGUUAUAUGUGGGCCAGAGCCACAGGUACUGGUCUUACUGGUCCAAGACACAUGAGUAAAAGUGGUAGAACCAUUGAUGCGGUCUCUACCGAAGCCUUAGCCCAAUUAAUGAUCUGGUUCUAGCUAUGGUCUUUUUGGAUACUAAAGCAGAGGUGGGCCCAGUGCUUCGUGGCUUCUAGGUCCAGUAUAACAGCUUCAGGGUGUACUGGUUAUCAUGCGGAGCAGCACAACUACUGACUGGGUUCAGGUCCUGAAUCCAGAACCGAACAAUAGAUGGAAAGGUUGCCAAGGGGACUAGGGAUGCUCCAAUCAGAGUGUCUAGAUCUGAUUUUUUUUUUUUUUUAAAUAAAUAAACACAAUCAGUAGGAAAAGGUGAGUUCUUAUUCUUCUUAAUAUCAAACACAGCACUCUGAUUAUUCCAGUCUUACCUUUAAAAUUCUGCACGUUGGAACCACUGGUCCAAAGUAGGACUAUAUCUCUGCUGCUAUUUGUUUCAGAAAAUCACAGCGAGCCUAGCCUGAGCUUUAGGUUUGAAAGGUUAUGAAUGCACCUGUUCAAAAUAACAUUUUAACCCUAAUUAACAUGACCUUAUAAACUCUGUUUAAUAUUCUGGUGAGUACCUGAGUGGCUGUAAGUCAAACCCAAACAUCUUUGAUGUGAAGUUAUAGGUUAAGGAAGUGCGGUGGAAAAUAAAUCUUUAAAUAAUCUCGUGAGACAACCAGUUGGUUACAGUAAGAUGAAAUAUUUAUUGACUGUUGCAGCAGGAGAGUGCCAGACCAAAACCAUCAGGCCUUACAUUGACACUCUGAAGGGCAGCUACCACUCAGUGUCUUUUAUACCCAUUACCAGAACCCCCUCCUGCAACCCCCCUGCAAUAUGGUGAAGUGCUUAGACCUACAUGAUGAACGAAUCACUGUAUAUAUAUAAUGUAAUGUACAUAACAUUGGUCACGAAAAGCUACUCAGUCAGCAUCAGCCAAACCUUAACAUUGUUUGUUUUCAUAUUGGCAAAAAAAACCUAAAAUAUAAAAGAUUUUCCAAGA
Messenger RNA from Girardinichthys multiradiatus, 5924 nucleotides. It is a transcript of the gene grip1, whose product is annotated as glutamate receptor interacting protein 1. Bases 795 to 4166 code for a protein of 1123 amino acids. NCBI's taxonomy places the organism in Eukaryota, Metazoa, Chordata, Actinopteri, Cyprinodontiformes, Goodeidae. The record is from RefSeq and is a predicted model, not a curated record. Gene Ontology annotation, biological process: neurotransmitter receptor transport, endosome to postsynaptic membrane. The transcript has 25 exons. Gene Ontology annotation, molecular function: nuclear glucocorticoid receptor binding.